Molecule: messenger RNA, 1428 nt
Organism: Colletotrichum higginsianum IMI 349063
Lineage: Eukaryota; Fungi; Ascomycota; Sordariomycetes; Glomerellales; Glomerellaceae
Exons: 1
Coding region: 1-1428 (475 amino acids)
Molecular function (GO): protein binding
Source: RefSeq, a predicted model, not a curated record
AUGUCUGUUCGCGGUCGCGGUCGUGGUGAUGGUGAUGGUGAUGGUGACGGGGGGCGCGGCGGUGGUGCAGCUGGUACAGCUCAGACUUUGGGUGAUGUGAUGCGAGCGGGCCCUAUCCAUUCUCCUGACAUCAUUGUCAUCGACCAAACGUACGACGAAGUGAGUCGAAAAGACGACCUCAGCCUCAGCGAGGACCUCUGGCUGAGCUCGGCCGACGGCCGGUACAGCUCAACCAUCAUACCUCUACGCGUCGGGCGGGCGCCUGUUCAAGAGGUUUUUUAUGUGCAUAGGGAUGUCUUGCUCACGACCGAGUACUUCCGAAAAGCACUUUGCGGAGAUUUCAGAGAAGCCGAAGCGCAGUCGAUGGACUUUCCUGAAGAGGAUCCGGCCAUCUUUCACUUCCUCGUUGCCUUCUUGUAUCAGAGAAGCUUCGUCCCAAUCAGGCCUGCGGCAUCCGCGCUUGAUAUCGAUGAGUCGGGCCGGGGGAAGGCGCAGCACCAGCACGACCCGAGCUACAGGAGCGAGUCCGAGUCGGAGAUCUCGUCCUCGGAGGCCAGCGACACGAGUGCCAGGAGUCGGCUCAGGGCGCAACGGCGGCAACGGCGACGAGAGCGGCAAUGGGAACGUUUGAACCGAAAACAACCCGGCGUGCACCGCCCGGAUUGCAGAUGCCCACGGUGCACCACCACGGCCGGACCGCCAUGCUGGAACUGCGGUGUCAGUCGCGCGAGGCCGAUGCCGGGACACCUGCCGCCGCACAUUAUCCCCCCGAUCCCACCAACGAGGCCCGCCGUCAUGCCACCGCAUCGCCGCCGCCGCAGUCGACAGCCAAUCCUCACGCCGCCAGGUUCGACCCCUUCGGUCGGCGCGUCGACCUCAGCUAACGACGAAUUCAUGGAUGGCGACCGCAUACGGGGCGACGACAUGCGCACGUGGCUCGCCAUCUAUGACCUUAGCAUUUCCGUCUACGCGUGUGCGAACAAAUACCUUAUGGACGACUUCAAAGCCGUCAUCCAGCGCCACUGCGUCGACAUGCUCGAGUCCGCCGGCCCCGACGCAGCACAGUCGGCGGUCCUCCAGCUGUGCUCGAAGCUGUACACCGCCGUGCCCGAGUCCGACCCGUUAUUGAGGAUGAUCUUCGCUCGCAUCGGCUUCUUGCAGCCUCUACUAUGGCAGCGGGCGCCGCAGCAUACGUCCGAGUUCCUCGUCGGGCAUCCAGAGGUAGCGGCCCUGAUGCUCCGCGAGACGGCGAUCCGGAGAGAAGAGGACCUGGGCAGCAGAGCACUGCCGUCGAUGGAGCGGGCGAUGUACCCGCACACCAUGCCCGCAUGGUCGGCCGGUCCCCCCAUGCACCCUCACAUGCGGCGGCGGCCGCCGCCGCCCCCACUGCCACAUUGGCACCCGGCUCCCCGUUUGGCCUUUGAGUAA